Messenger RNA from Gracilinanus agilis (Agile Gracile Mouse Opossum), 4680 nucleotides. RefSeq names its product diacylglycerol kinase eta (gene DGKH). Gene Ontology annotation, molecular function: ATP-dependent diacylglycerol kinase activity; protein binding. The record is from RefSeq and is a predicted model, not a curated record. The transcript has 31 exons. Gene Ontology annotation, biological process: lipid phosphorylation; diacylglycerol metabolic process; intracellular signal transduction. The coding region runs from base 264 to 4007 and encodes 1247 amino acids. NCBI's taxonomy places the organism in Eukaryota, Metazoa, Chordata, Mammalia, Didelphimorphia, Didelphidae.
GAAAAGCGAAUAGCUAGUAAAGCGGGUCACUUGUCCCGGACCGUAGCCAGUGGAGACGGCGGGUGGAGGCAGCAGCAGCGGCAGCAACAGAAGCAACAGCUGCAGGAGGAGGAAGAGCUGGGAAAGAAGCGACGUCCAGAGCAGUGGCCAGAGCAGCCACAAUCCCCGCGGGUCAGCUCAUUUCGCCUAGCCGGGACGCAAGCAUUGGCUGUCCCCAGGCAAGGUAGCGAUCCCUGCCGGCGGACUGGAGCCGGCUGGAUGUGAUGGAGCCACGGCACGUGCAUUCCCCUUACAGCGCCCGCAGCCCGGUAUGGGAAGAACUGGAGUCAGAGAGGAUGGCCGGGGCCGGAGUCCAGCACCACCCCCCGGGCACUGCCGGAGCCUCCACGGCCGCCUCCACCGCAGCCACGGCAGCCUCAGCUACAGCCGCCGCCGCUGCGGGCCCAGUCGAGGAGUCGUCUGACAGCGAGGCGGAGCACGAGGGGCCACAGAAACUGAUACGAAAAGUGUCCACGUCGGGGCAGAUCCGGAGCAAGACCAGUAUUAAGGAAGGAUUACUAUUGAAGCAGACCAGCUCCUUUCAAAGGUGGAAAAAACGUUAUUUCAAACUUCGGGGCCGCACACUUUACUAUGCCAAGGACUCAAAGUCUCUAAUAUUUGAUGAAGUUGACCUCUCGGAUGCCAGUGUAGCUGAAUCAAGCACAAAAAACGUCAACAACAGUUUCACGAUAAUCACCCCUUUCAGGCGGUUGGUAUUGUGUGCCGAGAACAGAAAGGAGAUGGAAGAAUGGAUCAGUUUACUAAAGUCUGUACAGUCAAGGGAACUUUAUGAGGCAGCACAGUUUAAUGUGGAACAUUUCUCAGGGAUGCAUAACUGGUAUGCCUGCUCCCAUGCUCGACCCACCUUUUGUAAUGUGUGCCGUGAGAGUCUCUCUGGAGUUACUUCCCAUGGUCUGUCUUGUGAAGUGUGUAAGUUCAAAGCACAUAAAAGAUGUGCAGUAAGGGCCACGAAUAACUGCAAAUGGACUACUCUGGCUUCCAUUGGGAAAGACAUCAUUGAGGAUGAAGAUGGUAUAGCCAUGCCUCAUCAAUGGCUAGAAGGCAACUUGCCAGUCAGUGCCAAAUGUGCAGUCUGUGAUAAGACCUGCGGCAGUGUCCUGCGUCUCCAAGACUGGAAGUGCCUUUGGUGUAAAGCUAUGGUACACACUGCCUGCAAAGAUUUAUUUCCUUAUAAAUGUCCGCUUGACCAGUGUAAGGUAUCUACCAUACCCCCGAUUGCGCUGAACAGCAUAGAUUCUGAUGGGUUUUGGAAAGCAACAGCUCCACCAUCUCGUGCUAGCCCUCUUUUGGUAUUUGUCAACUCUAAAAGUGGAGAUAAUCAGGGAGUAAAAUUCCUCCGUCGAUUUAAACAGUUGUUAAAUCCUGCUCAGGUGUUUGAUUUAAUAAAUGGAGGACCUCACUUGGGCUUAAGAUUAUUUCAGAAGUUUGACAACUUCCGGAUUCUUGUGUGUGGAGGAGAUGGAAGCGUUGGUUGGGUUUUGUCAGAAAUUGAUAAACUCAACUUGCACAAACAGUGUCAGCUGGGAGUCUUACCCUUAGGUACAGGAAAUGACCUUGCUCGGGUUCUUGGCUGGGGUGGUUCAUGUGAUGAUGACACCCAGCUACCACAAAUAUUGGAGAAGUUGGAACGAGCCAGUACAAAAAUGCUUGACAGGUGGAGUAUAAUGACAUAUGAACUCAAAUUACCAACAAAGCCUUCUCUCCUUCCCAUCACUUCAGAAGAGGAAAAUGAGGAAUCUCACAUAUCAUCAUAUGAAGACUCAGUUGCCACGCAUCUUGCAAAAAUCCUCAAUUCUGAUCAACAUUCAGUGGUCAUAUCAUCUGCUAAGAUUUUGUGUCAGACUGUAAAGGACUUCGUUGCCAAAGUAGGAAAGACAUAUGAAAGAACAGAGGAAAACAGUGAUGUAGCGGAUACCAUGGCCCUUAAAUGUGAAAUACUAAAUGAGAAACUUGACCAACUACUGCAGACUCUACAUGCAGAAGCCCAGACAGUCCCAGUAUACAAACAUCAUGGCCUUCCCAGUGCUGAAGAAGAGCCUAUAAAUUUUUCAAGUGAUGAGUCCUUAUCUGAAAACAAGGCACGCCUCAUGGAGGGUGCUCCAAAGACUACAUCCCAGAAAACCUUGAAGCCAAGGGAAUUAAUGUUGCGUGCAAACAGUUUAAAGAAAGCAGUUCGGCAGAUCAUCGAACAAGCUGAAAAAGUUGUGGAUGAACAGAAUAUUCACAUUGAUGAAGAGGGUAACCUGAUGUCAUCUCCCCUAGAUGAUGGUAAAGAAACAGAAUAUUCUAAAGAUGAUGAUGGAAAGGAUUAUACAUCUGUUAAAAUUGCAACUCGGGCUCCAGAUACAUGUCUCAGUCAAAGCUGUUCUACAUCUACUUCAAUUUCUGGUCCAAUUCUGACAUCCAACAAAGAAAAUCUUCCUGUGCUUAAUGCCAGAAUAAUCUGUCCAGGUUUAAGAGCAGGAUUAGCUGCUUCAAUUGCUGGGAGUUCUAUUAUCAGCAAAAUGUUACUAGCAAAUAUUGAUCCUUUUGGUGCUACGCCAUUUAUUGACCCAGAUCCAGAAUCACUAGAAGGAUAUUCAGAAAAAUGUGUAAUGAACAAUUACUUUGGAAUUGGAUUAGAUGCAAAAAUUUCAUUAGAAUUUAAUAAUAAGCGAGAGGAACACCCUGAAAAAUGCAGGAGCCGAACUAAAAACAUGAUGUGGUAUGGAGUCCUUGGAACCAAAGAGUUAUUACAAAGGACCUAUAAGAAUUUAGAACAAAGAGUUCAGCUUGAGUGUGAUGGACAAUAUAUUCCCCUGCCUAGUCUACAAGGAAUAGCAGUAUUGAAUAUCCCAAGUUAUGCUGGAGGUACUAAUUUCUGGGGCGGAACUAAAGAGGAUGAUAUAUUUACCGCGCCAUCAUUUGAUGACAAGAUACUGGAGGUCGUUGCAGUAUUUGGUAGCAUGCAGAUGGCAAUGUCCAGAGUCAUAAAACUACAGCACCACCGAAUAGCUCAGUGUCGGUCUGUAAAGAUCACCAUACUUGGAGAUGAAGGGGUGCCAGUACAAGUGGAUGGAGAGGCAUGGAUCCAGCCUCCUGGAAUUAUUAAAAUUGUGCACAAAAACAGAGCUCAGAUGUUAACAAGAGACAGAGCUUUUGAAAACACCCUCAAAUCUUGGGAAGACAAACAGAAGUAUGAUGCUGGUAAGGUACCCCCUCGACCUCAGCAAUAUCUUCAACAAGCUGUUGAUUUAGCAACAGAAGAAGAAGUUAAUCUGAUGCAGCACUGUUCACAGGCAGCCGAAGAACUCAUUACUCGAAUUUGUGAAGCGGCAAAAGUACACAGUCUUUUGGAGCAAGAGUUAGCUCAUGCUGUGAAUGCAUGCUCUCAUGCCCUGAAUAAAGCCAAUCCAAGGUUUCCUGAGAGUCUUACCAGAGACACUGCCAUCGAAAUAGCUGUCAAUGUGAAGGCACUAAAUAAUGAAACUGAGUCUUUAUUAAUUGGGAGAAUUCCUUUGCAGUUGGAAUCUCCGCAUGAAGAAUUGGUAACCAGUGCAUUACAUGGCGUGGAGGUGGAAUUACAGAAACUGUCAGAGAUUCCAUGGCUUCAUGGUGUCCUGCUUUCAAACAAUGAUGAGGAUCCUCCUUUGGAUUAUACCAAAAGAAACAAAAGCACCAUGUUUCGCAUAGUGCCCAAAUUUAAGAAGGAAAAGGUGCAGAAGCUGAAAGGGAGCCCACUACCUGUUCAAAAGUGGGGCACAGAUGAAGUUGCUGCUUGGCUGGAUCAGCUCAAUUUGGGAGAGUACACAGAAAUCUUCAUCCGCCAUGACAUCCGAGGGUCUGAGCUUUUGCACCUGGAAAGGAGAGAUCUUAAGGAUCUGGGGAUAACGAAAGUGGGUCACAUGAAGCGAAUUCUUCAGGGAAUUAAAGAGCUAGGAAAGAGCACUCUACUGUCUGAGGUGUAAUCAUACUGGUGCUACUUUUUGAAAGAGGGGAAAUUUCUAGUAAAUGCACAAGAAUUGGAGGCAAUUUGCUUUCCUUGUAGUUUAUUUUGUGGACAAAUAAGCACUGGUGCAUCCCAUUUAGGUGGAUUUAUUCAUAUUGUGGAUGAAAAGCUUGGUUGGAGGUCUUAAAAAAGAUUUUGUGCCAAAAAAAAAAAAAAGUACAUUCCACAAAGUCAUUUUCUUAUCAUUUGGACCUGGCAUGUUUAAUGUGCACAUAUUGAGGAAAAUCUGGGAGCAUAGUAAACUACAGUGUCUGAAAGAUGGAAUUGUGAAGUGGAGAAUUUCCUUAAUCCUGACCUAAUGUGGCUUUCCUCCAAUGCAACAUAUCAUUAUGUGGAGACAGGUUUCACAUUGACUGAUCUGAGGCAUUCUUCCUUAGAAUCUAUGUUCAGAGGAGUGAGAUUAAAGCCUUUUGCUUUUGCAUGUGAAAUUGAGACUGCCUCAGGAGCCCAGCAUUCAGUGGUCAAGGGAACAUAGUUGGUUAAUUCCACAAAUACCGUGGGUACAAAUGAAAGUGCACAGUGUUCCUGCCUGAACUGACUUUCUUUUUGUUGCAUGACACAUUUAAUACUUUUUACACUUGAACAACCUCAAUAUUAGUUUUUAAAGGAUUUAAUUUAUUACUCCCCAAGUG